GUUUGGUGCUGGCCGUCUCGGUGAUUGGACGGGGCACUCGACUUCACUGUAACAGGCAGUGAGACGUACCCGGUAACGCGUGGUACUAGUGAGUCCGGCUGAAGUUUCAGAGUAAUUAAACCUAGUGAGGAUGAUAUGGCAGGCGGUCUUGUGGCUGACGUUGGCGCAGCUGGUGGCAGGCAGCUUCCUUCUGCCGGGAGACGUCAGCCCGACCCACUAUGACCUCAGGGUCGGAUACGACCUCGACCCGACCACCAACUUCUCCUUCUACGGCGUCGUCAGCAUUGUGUUAUCAGCCAACAAGCCUACUACAAAAGUGAUACUCCACGCUAAAGACUUCAACAUCACGAGUGAAGCAGUCUCACUGUCAGGCGGAGACCAGGACCCUCCGAAGGUGUUAUCUGCCAGUAUCAACGACACCUAUGACUUCCUGACCAUAACCCUGGACAAGAUGCUGCAGAGCGAUGUCAAUUACACUCUGACUAUACCUUUCUAUGGGAAUCUGAAGCCAGGGUUGGACGGAGUUUACAUCAGCUCUUACACCAAUAAAGUCACGAAGAUUAAAGAGUAUCUGGUCACUACGCAGUUUGAGGCAAUCUCGGCUCGCAAGGGUUUCCCGUGCUUCGACGAGCCAAUGUACAAAGCUACGUUCAAGAUCACCUUGGGGCACAACAAGCAGUUUACCGCCGUCUCCAACAUGCCGCAGAGCUCCAGAGGAGAAAACAAUGUUAUGGAGAAAUAUUGGCCCUGGAAAGUUAUUCGGCAGAGAUUCCAGAAAGACUUGUCCGAUUUUGUGUGGGAUGAGUUCGACAAGUCAGUGCCCAUGUCUACUUACCUGGUAGCCUUCGUGAUAUCGAAGUUCUCGCAUGUUGAGAGUCCUUCAGAUCUGUCCACCACCAAGUUCAGGAUAUGGGCCAGAAGCGACGCUAUAGACCAGACUGCGUACGCCGCAAACAUAGGACCCCGUGUGCUGACGCACUUCGAGAAGUUUUUCAACGUGUCGUUCCCCCUGCCCAAGCAAGACAUGAUCGCCAUUCCGGACUUCUCCGCUGGCGCCAUGGAGAACUGGGGUCUCAUCACGUACAGGGAAACCGCCCUGCUCUACGACAAGGACCAGUCCUCGUUUGUGAACAAAGAAAGAGUCGCUGAGGUGAUAGCUCAUGAGCUUGCUCACCAGUGGUUCGGCAACCUGGUAACCAUGAAGUGGUGGUCUGACUUAUGGCUGAACGAGGGCUUUGCAACAUUUGUGGCAUCUAUCGGUGUCAACGCGGUCGAACCUACGUGGCACGCGGACAGGAGCUAUGCUGUCGAAAAUAUCCUGUCCAUCAUGAACCUGGAUGCUUUGGAGUCUUCUCACCCGGUGUCAGUGCCGAUAGACGACCCGAAGCGCAUCAGUGAGAUCUUCGAUCAGAUCUCCUACCGUAAGGGGUCAACCCUCAUCAGAAUGAUGACCAUGUUCCUAGGAGAGGAUGUCUUCAGAAAAGCUAUACACAAUUACCUGAUAAAGUAUUCAUACCAAAACGCGGAACAAGACGACCUCUGGCGCGAACUGACGCGAGUGAGUCGCGCGAACGGCGGCCUGUCUCGCAACGUGACCGUGAAGGAAGUGAUGGACACCUGGACCACCCGCACCGGCUACCCGCUGCUGACCGUCACCCGGGACUACGUCGACAAGUCGCUCACUAUCACGCAGAAACGCUACUUAUCCCUGGGCGCUCGCAUGCCUACCACUUCCUCCUGGUGGGUUCCUCUACGAGUGUUGUGCGAAGACGACUCAAGAAGCGCGACCCCGCUGCAGUGGUUGGCAGACAACGAAGGCGUGGAGGCGCCGCAUCGGUUCCAGCACGACGCCAAGCCCGACCAAUGGGUGCUCUUCAACUUCGAUAUGGUCGCUCCUUACCGCGUCAACUACGACAAGAAGAACUGGAAGCUCCUGGCUGAUACGCUAAACAGUGAUCGCUACACUAGUGUGCCAGUUCUGGGGCGCGUGCAGCUGCUGUCAGAUGCGUUUGCACUAGCCUGGACCAAUAGACUCGACUACUCGAUCCCACUACUGUUAACGAGUUAUCUACGUAGGGAGACGGAUGUCCUCCCGCUGACCACCGGUCUGGGUGCUCUAGCUAAGAUUGAGAACGUCCUCAUUCGCUCCCCCGACUACGGGGCGUUCCAGAAGUACGUGCGUCGUCUUAUAAGCAGCACUUAUGAACGUGCCGGUGGACUCGCCGCUAAGAAAAUCAUCGAUGGAGACAAUUUGAACAGUGUCAAGUUGCAGGUGAUGACGUCACAAUGGGCGUGCCGCAUGAAGGUUCCAGGAUGCGAAGAGAACGCAAUCCAACUGUACCAGCAAUGGAUGGACACCAGCGAUCCGGACAAGGAGAACCCAAUCCCGCUGGACCUCCGUCGCACUGUGUACUGCGUGGCUCUGCGUCGCGGCAGCGUGCGACAUUGGCGGUUCGCACUCGCGCGCAUGCAGCGCACCAACGUGGCGGCCGCGCGAGACAUGCUGCUGUCCGCCCUGGCCUGCACGCGCGAGCUGUGGAUACUCAACCAAUACCUAGAAUGGGCGAUCACCGAGGGGUCGGAGGUUCGACGCCAGGACGCGGCCACUGUCAUUGUGUCCAUCACCCGCUCCGCCAUCGGAUACUACGUCGCUAAAGACUUCAUCUACACAAGGAUAGCUGAAAUACACAAAACGUUCCGCGGGCAAGCAAUUCGUUUAGGCGCAAUCAUUAAAACUCUACUUGAUCAAUUCACCACGCAGCGAGAACUCGACGAGUUCACAUCGUGGCGGGAGAAGAACGCCGCUUACCUGUCGGAAGUGAAGCUGUCGGUACAGCAGGCGGUGGAGCGAGCGACGGUCAACAUAGCCUGGGUGUCGAAACAUCGACAAUCGCUCGUGACACUCAUGCGAGAGAACUCCGCGUGAGUUUACCACCCCUCACCAGUGACCACCACAUUACCACACCGUAGAACGUAGUCAGAUGACCUUAACACUACCCUUCCACCAAAUAUAAACAUGGACGUAGCUAGUAGGCAAAGAUAGGCAAUGCCCACGCCAGACAUUUCUUUGCCCACCCUAGAAUUUGAGUUGCAUACGAAUAGAAAAUUAAUUUAGUAGGAAUGAAUUUAAAUGGACGUCUGCAGCUCCUAGGAAAAACAAAAGACAUUCGUAACUGAUCUAAAUGUCAGUUUGAGAUUAACUAAUUCUAGGGAAAGUGUGCAAAUAAGCGCCCCUGCCUGACCCCCUUAGGGAAAAAUCUCUAGCUACGCCCAUGAAUAUAAAGAACUCUUAGGCGUUGAGCAGACGACGGGGCGGGGCGGGCAUUUUGUCCACGAAGCAAUAAAGACCGCGUCUGCCCGUCGAUGUCUGCGGCUGCCCGUCGAUGUCUGCGGCUGCCCGCGCCGCGUACACAAAGCACACGACUGGCAGAGGCGGUCAGUUUAAGACGUUCGUUCUAGUGAAUAGUGCAUUACUAAUAAGCGUGUGGCGCGGACUGAGCUGACCGCCCCGCGCCGCCGUCUGCGUUACUGCAUAUAAACUGGUUUGUAUGAUCCACGGCGGGCAGCCGCGGACAUGCCGCGCCGCCAUUGCCCGCCGGGCACCCAAGGCGCGGUCUUUUUGCCCUCUGUGUGCGUUUGUAAUAUAGGAUUCACUUUGUGCUAUCGUUCGCGGCGAAAUUGACCGGCCCGCCCCGCCCCGUCGUCUGCAAAGCGCCUUACCGUACGGUAAGCACGGGUGCCCACAAAAAUAAUUACUUAAACUUACCGCUAUCCAUUUUGACAACACGUGUCCCACAAUCGCAUAAUCAGCAUCGUUCGAUAAUGAUUAUGCGAUUGUGGUAGAUUACUAAAUCUUUUUCGAAUAGACUUUUGUGUAGUAAGUAGAUAGAUUACAUGCUUUUGGCCGUUUACAAGACUUCGUCACCGACGACAUUAUAUUUACGCGCAAUUUAUAAUAUUCAUUAUUUCUUAUGACUAUCGACAUGUACUUAUCGAAGUAUGUACUCGUAUAGUACAUAAGUAUAGUACGUACUUGUAUGUACUCGUAGGUAAAGUGUCGUUUGUGAUGAACCUCGUGCAAAAAAGUUCGGAGAUGUUUUCGGCUUCGAUUCCUUGUCGUAAUUGGUUUUCGAUUUUGAAGUUGAGUUACAGUAACCAUUAUAGAAAUGGAAAUACUAAUUUCGCAUCGAUUCCGAAGUUUUUAUACGUAGUAAAAGCUGUGGUACAAGUGGUUAAAAGUAAGUUUAAUAAACCAGUACAAAAUUAACCCCCCGUUGCAGUGCAGUGUAAUUAUAAGUACUUAACUAUGUAUAUACUUAAUUUCUUGAUUAUAUUUUUUUAAAUAUAAAACUGCUCAAAGAAUGCUUGCUAUUAAGCCCUAUUCGUUUUAUAGAAGGAACAGUUUUAUUUUUUUUACUUAUGCACUAUCAAAUUCUUAUUGUAUCCAAAAUAAAAUCGGGCACCAAUUAUCUCACGUGACAUAAAAUAAAAUAAAUUUUACGAUGUUGAAGAAUAGAAAGUUGAGCUAAGCUUUGUAUUUGGGCAUUAGUUUAGAAACAGUAAUUAAGUUUACUUAGUUGUUGUCAUUACUUUCUCGUGUUUUUAUUUUGAUUCUUAAGUACUUAUUGAGUUUUAGGUACGCUUUAUGGAUCGGACUUGUAAAUAUCCUCCCAAUUUGUCGGUUAGAUCUGUUGCAGUUCAAGUUUAAGUUACAGAUUCCCGGUAGGAACAAAGGUUCAAAAAAUUGUGCCGAAUUUGGCAUUUCGCUGUAAUAUUGUUUGCGAUUUAUAUUCAAUUGUUUCGAAUCUUGACGAUGAAAAAGUUCACAAUUAACUAUGUUAUUCUAAUUCUGUUCUUAUUCUAAUUUGAUUUUCAUGGGAAUGACAUUAAUAUUUAAUACUUACUUGUAAAGUUCUCACAAAAUAUUGGAUAGAAUCUUAUCUCUCGCGAAACGAAAACUGCUAAGUGCCAGUGGAUAUGGGUACUUCGUAUGGGUAGGUACCAAUGCUACAAUUCCAUUACCAAUAAUACAAUCACUAAUUAAUCGUUUUAUGUUAUGGCUACAAGUGCAAAUAAUCCUACCAACAAAUCAGGGAGUCAGGGCGUGCGAUUAAUAACUUGCGCAGACGAGGGAUUUUGGUCAUCUGCGGACAAAAGUUCCUGAAUCGUGAAAAAAAUUUUCGCCGAGGAUUUGUCACGGACUUACACACACAGUGUGCGAACAUUUUGAAAAUUUAGUUAAGCGCACUCUAUGUUAACUGUUAACACUCGCCUGCGCAGGCUGUUAAAAUGAAAUUAACAACUUACUUACGUUUUUUUGUCAAUGCUGUAUUUAAGAAAUCUUAUAAUAUUGAAAAAAUAUUUGCUUCUUUACUACUUCUUUUUUUAUUACUAUUAUAUUACAUCAGUAUUGAUAAUAUUGUUGUCGAUGCUGCAUGAUUCUCUGAAUCUAAAAUUAAGUUUCACAAAAGUGUUUACUUGUUAUUCUCUAAAUGGAAUAAGAAGAAGAGACUGAUGUUAAAUUAAGUUAUAAGUUUAGAGGAUCUUGCCAGAAUCGAGACCAUUGUUAGCUUUAGAGAUCAUUUUAGAUUUUUAGCAUGAAAAUAGAAAAUGCGGUUUUUUGGAUUGUUUAUAACCUACAUUGAUUUAUUGUAUAUGAGUAAAUAGUCGCUACGCUGUUUUAGUACUUAUUUAAGUGUGGUGGUUGUAGGUACUUAAGUAGGUAGUGGCUAUGGGUCUUUUAACUUUACUAAUUGACAUAACUGAUUUGAUACAAUUAUUAAAUAAUAUUUCCAACAGUCACACUAAUUAGCCUAGCCUCAAAGUAAGCACUGUAAGGCUUGUGGUAUGGGAUACUAUGGUAACGGAUAGAAUGCAUAUACAGUACAUAUAUAAGUAUUUUUAUAUAGAAAUACAUAUUAAACAUCCAUGACUGGAGUACAAAUGCUCGUAUUCAUCACACAAACAUCUGCCCCCACCGAGAUUCGAAUCUGGGACCUCUCGAGUACCUAGGCGACACCUUGAAACCUGGCGUACAAACCCCUCGACCGCGGAGGUCGUCACCUAAAAUGUCGUUCGUCGUUUAAAAUGAUAAACGACCAAUGAUAAUGACAAGGCAGAUUGUUUCAUAGUUUCUUUUUUGUUCUUUUUUAUGUUUAGAGAACCCGAAACACCAGUAAUAUCCAGAUGGAAUGGACAACCCAACUUUAUGCUUUCAAUUUUUGCGAUACAUAACAUAUCGAGUGUGACACCAUCGCGCCAUGCGUAAAAGAGUAUAUUAAAAGAGGCGUUGGGGGUAUUAUUCGGGAUAAAAUUCAGCCAAUGACAGAGAAGCCUAGCUUUCGUCAGAACAAGCCAAUACUAGCUCGUUUCGUAAAUUUCAUAAUAGUCGUGCCGUUAAUAGAGCAGCUACCGAAGUACUCAUCGUAAAAUUUACCCUCAACCUGAAUUCAAAACAAAGUUCGUUGGAUAUUUAGGUUUCACCCCGUAGGCGCUUCAUUAUGUGUCGAUAAUAUUGGAUGCGUUAUCUGUUUUUAGCACAUUAUGUAUUAGAACGGCUAUGAAGUUACAUACUGCUGCGAUACUAGCGUCGCAAAUUCGCAAAAGAAGUAGGACCUUAUCGCAAUAACGCAUCAGAUAGUAUCGAAUGAUAAAAACGCGCCUAUGGGAUUGAGACUUUAACUGUGACUGUGAUACAUUUUCUAUGCUGUAGGAUACAAAAUGAUCUGCAAUUAUUUUAUAUAUUUUUGUAUCCAUAUUUGUAAAUUAUUUAUUUAUUAGAUGAAGGACAAAAGUAAAGGUCAUAAUUUUGUUAGAGAUAUUUUUAUUUUUUACUCGUCAAUAUAAUUAAUAUUUUACUGACUUAAUACAUAGUUGAAAGUGUAUUAAAACAUUAACAUCAUCACAUUUUAUCACAAUAACAAAAAACGGUAAAAUAACUACUUAACUUAGGCACUUAAUAUAAAGUUACACUUAUUCAUUUUAUUAUUAAUUUUUAUAUUUGUUCAAUUCUGCGUGGUUGUAUAAUCAUAAUAACUAUAUGUUAAAUAUUUGAAAAUCCUAUAUAUUCAUAAUGUCUAUACAUUGUUAUGAUUUAUUAUAUACAAGUUAUUGUGAAUUGUAAGUACGUAUGGAAUAAAUAUUUUAGAUAGUAAAUCGAAACCUCUGAGGAUUCCGUCCAAGAUAAUAUAUUAUCCUAAAUAUGUAAACUGGCACAGGCAUAAAUAGUUUUAAUUUGAUCCGAUAUUUUUAUAAUGUGUUAAUUUUCAUUGAAUAAAUAUUAUUUUAUGACUAUUGCAAUUUUUUUAUUUAUUUUUUUGGCUUGCCUGAUGGUAAUCUGGUAAGCGGUCCCUAUAGCCUAUAUACGCUUGUGAUCCUGAUCCCUUCCUCCUACCUAUAGGUAGACCGCUU
Messenger RNA from Chilo suppressalis (striped riceborer), 7410 nucleotides. Lineage: Eukaryota; Metazoa; Arthropoda; Insecta; Lepidoptera; Crambidae. The record is from the annotation of a GenBank genome assembly.